This is a messenger RNA of Bufo gargarizans (Asiatic toad), 4304 nucleotides long. It is a transcript of the gene ADD1, whose product is annotated as adducin 1. Gene Ontology annotation, cellular component: plasma membrane; cytoskeleton; focal adhesion. The record is from RefSeq and is a predicted model, not a curated record. The transcript is spliced from 18 exons. Gene Ontology annotation, molecular function: actin filament binding. Lineage: Eukaryota; Metazoa; Chordata; Amphibia; Anura; Bufonidae. Gene Ontology annotation, biological process: positive regulation of adherens junction organization; barbed-end actin filament capping; positive regulation of establishment of endothelial barrier. The coding region runs from base 190 to 2877 and encodes 895 amino acids.
GGGGAGGCGUCCAUGCGCAGAGCCUCAUACAAUCCCGUCUGAGGGGGGAGAGGCGCCGACAUAUUAUUUGUCCUGAGAGGGAGGGGAGAGGCUGUAAUAAACAUCACACGGAGGGGCUUGCGCUUCUCCUCCAGGGACACGGAGCUCAGCCGCAGGGGACACUCGGGACGAGCAAAAUAAGGUUGUACUAUGAACGGUGACUCAAACGCUGGGGUGGUGACUUCACCACCCCCAACAAACGCUCCCCAUAAAGAGAAAUAUUUUGACCGCGUGGACGAGAACAACCCAGAAUACUUAAGAGAGCGGAACAUGGCACCUGACCUUCGCCAGGACUUCAACAUGAUGGAGCAGAAAAAGAGAGUCUCCAUGAUCCUUCAGAGUCCGGCAUUUUGUGAUGAACUGGAAACAAUGAUCCAAGACCAACUCAAAAAAGGAAAAAACCCGACUGGCUUGUUGGCACUGCAACAGAUAGCAGACUUCAUGACCACAACUGUCCCAAGUGUUUACCCACCAGCUCCUCAAGGCGGAAUGGCAUCAUUAAACUUAAGCUUAGGAAUGGUAACUCCUGUGAACGAUCUUAGGGGAUCCGAUUCCAUUGCCUACGAAAAGGGCGAGAAAUUGCUUCGAUGUAAGCUGGCAGCGUUUUAUCGAUUGGCCGAUUUGUUUGGGUGGUCUCAACUGAUCUACAAUCACAUUACUGUCAGAGUGAGUUCAGAGCAAGAACACUUCCUCAUUGUUCCCUUCGGACUCCUCUACAGCGAAGUUACUGCCUCUAGUUUGGUGAAAAUCAAUCUUCAAGGUGACAUGGUGGACCGUGGCAGUACAAACCUAGGAGUGAAUAAAGCCGGCUUCGUAUUGCAUUCCGCUAUUUAUGCAGCCCGACCUGAUGUGAAGUGCAUUGUUCAUAUCCAUACCCCUGCUGGGGCUGCAGUGUCCGCCAUGAAAUGUGGCUUACUGCCACUUUCGCCAGAAGCCCUGUGUCUAGGAGAGGUGGCGUAUCACGAUUAUCAUGGCAUACUGGUUGAUGAAGAGGAGAAAACACUAAUACAGAAAAACUUGGGUCCAAGAAGUAAAGUGCUCAUUCUCCGAAAUCAUGGGCUCGUAACUAUGGGCGAAACCGUUGAAGAGGCUUUUUAUUACAUUCACAGUCUUGUGUCUGCCUGUGAGAUUCAGGUACGCACCCUUGCAAGUUCAGGGGGACCAGACAACUUGGUACUAUUAGAUCCUGGUAAAUACAAAAAGUCUCGUUUACCCGAGUCACCAUCUGGCGACACAGUUGCACAUCCGAAGUGGCUUCUUGGGGAGCAAGAAUUUGAAGCCCUCAUGCGAAUGCUGGAUAACCUAGGAUACAGAACCGGCUACCCCUAUAGAUGUCCUGCCCUGCGAGACAAGGCCAAGAAGUACAGUGACGUUGAGAUCCCUGCCAGCGUAACUGGCUAUUCCUUUGCCAGUGAUGGUGACUCAGGCACAUGUUCUCCUCUCAGACACAGUUUUAUGAAACAGCAACGUGAGAAGACAAAGUGGCUGAACUCUGGUAGAGCAGAUGAAGCCUCAGAUGAAGGGCAGAACGGAGGCAGCCCCAAGUCGAAGACUAAGUGGACUAAAGAGGAAGGGCUUAGAACUGCCACCUCUGCCGUCCCUAACCUGUUUGUCCCUCUGAACACAAACCCCAAAGAAGUGCAAGAAAUGAGGAACAAGAUCAGAGAGCAGAAUUUACAAGACAUUAAAACUGCCGGACCUCAGUCCCAGGUCCUCUGUGGCGGCAUGAUGGACAGAAGUGUAGCACAGAGACUAUCUGUGUACAAGGACGCGCCUCUUUCAGACUGUUCGGAAACUAUUGACGGGUUCGAUCUGUCAGAGCAGGCCUUUAGUCCAGCUAAAAUCUACUCAGUUAGAAAGGGAGAGCUGAUUACAGCUUCAAAAGCAAUUAUUGAGAAAGAGUACCAGCCAAGGGUCAUAAUCAGCACAGCCGGGCCAAAUCCCUUCAACAAACUGACGGACCGAGAGCUGGAAGAGUAUCGGCAGGAAGUGGAGCGCAAGCAGAAAGAUGCUGAAGCUGCCUCCAUCCCAAGUAGUGGAGUCAUGGAGGAUCAAUCGCCGUGUACCGACCUGAAAAGUCCCGGUAGAAGUUCUGCACAUGCUCAAGUAGAGUUGGUCAAAGUUCAGAAUCCGUCGGGUCAGGCCAAGGUUCUGCCACCAGAUGUAUCCGAAGAAGUGAUCAAAGAAUGUGGCAGUUUACCAGUGAUUGAGGUGUCUACUCCAAAGUUAGAGGAGGACAUGGAUGGUUCUAUAGGAAAGACAAACGAAACGGAGUCUCCCCACAUAGAGUUUCACACGGCUGUCAUCCGAGCUCUCAACAUCAGUCCGAUUCUUGUGCCUGGUUCUGCAGGACCCCCAGAAGAAUUGACAGAACAGAAGGAUAUCCCCCCUGAACAUUCUCAAACCCGCACACCCCCUAGCACUCCUAUUAAGCAAGAGGAAGAAUCUCAGCACGAACAGACCUACAGAGAUGACAGUGACGCCGCCACCUUUAAGCAGACUCUCCCCGACCUUACUCCAGACGAGCCAUCCGAAUCCCUCUGCUUCCCAGCGCCUGCAAAACCAAAUGAAGAAGAAAAGGCUCCCGCGGAGGAACCCCCGCAGAUCGACACAGAGACCGCCGCCUCUCCUGAAAAACCUAAAGAACCCGAACCUCAGAACAUUGAGCCUCCGCCUGCAGCGGAGGACGCAGCGCAGGCAGACGCUGCCCAGCCAGCUGAUACAGCGCAGGCAGAGGCAGGCAGCGACGAGUCUCCAGGAAAAUCCCCCUCCAAAAAGAAGAAGAAAUUCCGCACUCCUUCCUUCCUGAAGAAGAACAAAAAGAAGAGCGAGUCCUAAAGAGCUGCGGGGACACUGUCAUGUUUCUGAGAGUCAGUUCAGUAACCACUAGAAUGUACCCAUCGUAUAGUUUUUCUUUUCUUUACAUAAAGGAAUGCCCACUGAACCUGCUAGUUGUAGCUUGACUGUGAAAAGGUUAACCCAGGCAAAUGUCUCCUUCCACGUAAGGUGCUAACCUGUAUGUUCAGCAGCUGGUCACUCCAAGCUGUUCACUAGAUGUUCCUCCACCAGACGUCAGUCCUUUUAACUUUUCAGGUUUUUUGUUGUUGUUUUUUUUACUUUUUUAUUUUAUUUUAGCUUGUAUAUUACUUACUGCACUCCAACCACCCCUGAAGAUGGCUUCCCCUAGCAUGUCUCUUGUAAAUAUCAGGCUUCUGCUUUCACUACCAAGGGGGGGAAUGACCUAAACCCGCAGCACAGCUUUCCCUUAAAGCAACAUGAUCCUUUUUAUCUGGCAGCGCCUGCAUUCAUCCCAUCCCUGUGCACCGAGCUGCUUCCAGUGUUACCAAUAACCCUUUCCUAGCCAGCCCGCUCACAUUUCAGUGCAUUCAGAGACGACUCUGUUCUCGCUCACUAAUUAUAGCUGAUAACGGCUAUUUGCAAGCGUCAUUGUGUUCUUUUUAUAUCACUAGGAACUGCUGCUGCCUUAAAGACAUGGAAUGAAUUGCCUAGACCACUUUUCUUUCGCCCCCGUCCAUCUGUCUGCAGCUUUUAUUUUAUUUUUCAUUCCCUGUUCUAAUGGAUGAAUAUGAAUUUAUUUUAUUUUUUUAGUUGAAGGUGUAUUCACUGCAUACACAUAGGAGUCCCUGACAUAUGUCGUUACGAUCAAACAUGGCGGGCUUUCAUCCUAAAUUCUGCUUUGAAAUAGGAGUACCACGGUAUAUUGGUGGACAGGUUGCAUCCCUGAGCAUAGUAGCUGUUCACACUGACUGUAGGUAGCUGCCCUUUCCUAUUUGGGGCUCGGUAGUCACUUCUGUAACUAUAGGCCAAUUCUUGCUCCAUAUAGCAAACCAUAUACAUACAUACAUUCCUGUUGGAAGUAUAGCAGCUACCAUAGGAAGAUGGCUGCGUGGCAUUGUCUUAAUAACCAAAAUGUGAAUGCACCUUCGGUCUGCCAUUUCUACACGAUCCAUAUCGAUGCUGAGCGUUAAACCAUUGCAUUUACUAAUGACCAGUUUUAUUUAAAGGGGUUGCGAAAGAAUGGGAGGGGGGGGUUCGGCCGGCCCUGUAAAGGAAGCAUUACUUACCGGUUUCCCUGCCUCUUCUCCUGCGAUGGACUCCCUGGUUGGACAUUGCCUCAGUCAAUCUCUGGCUGCGGCGGUGACUGGCUCCCCUUACAUCAUGACCAACUGUCACGUGACACAAGGGGAAACGGCCAGUGAUUGGCUGAGGUGAUGUCAAACCAUACGUUGACAUCGAGGGUCGCC